AUGGUGCGCCUACAGUCCAUCAUGCUAUCCGCAAGCCUGACGCGCGUCAACGUCGCCGCCUCGCCCAAGCUUGUGUCGACCGGGAGCGAGGCGCGAUUCCGCGGCCUGGCAUCUGUUUCGGACGAGAUCGCCUGGCUCUCCGGAACGAAUGGCACCGUGCUUCGGUCGAUCAAUGGCGGUCUCAGCUGGCAAUCUGUCGGGCCGGCGCUGUCGGACGAGGAUGCAGGUCUCGAGUUCCGCGACAUUGAGGCUUGGUCGCAGGAGAAGGCCUCUUUCACGAACCAGGAGGCGGCGGCCUUCUACGACUGGAAAGCGUUUGAAAGUCCCGAUCGCGGCAUGGCGAUGAGCGACCCGGUUGAUGGGAAAUUUCGACUCGUUGAGACUCUUGACGGCGGCAACACGUGGACUACGGUCGACCCAGUGGCAUGGCACCGGCUCUAA
This is a messenger RNA of Anthostomella pinea, 441 nucleotides long. Lineage: Eukaryota; Fungi; Ascomycota; Sordariomycetes; Xylariales; Xylariaceae. The record is from the annotation of a GenBank genome assembly.